Molecule: messenger RNA, 1587 nt
Organism: Protopolystoma xenopodis
Lineage: Eukaryota; Metazoa; Platyhelminthes; Monogenea; Polystomatidea; Polystomatidae
Source: the annotation of a GenBank genome assembly
AUGGCAACUGGAGCCCCAAUGCCUCGACCUCCUCCCCUCCCCUCCUCAGCUACCACCCCUACUCCCCCCACACCCCCAGUGGGGAAUAUCUGCGGUACUAGUCUUGCUGGAACAAAUUUAUGUGGCCGGAGCAUAAUCAACCAAAAUGGGAAUGAUUUGGCUAUGCAUGGACAAGUAACCAGUCCGCUGGGUCAUCCGAACAAUGCAUUCCAGCUUCUACCAUGGCAACUACCUUCCGGCUUUCCAAACCCACCGCCGUCUUCCGGAUCUCUUUCACCGCCUCUUCUCUCCGCCGGGAUGAUUACUUCGCCCCACGCCAACUGUCUCAGUACAACAUCAUUGUCGGCUAGUCUUCCACCCUGGUCCCCACACCUGCCAACCUCAGGCCUGCUACCUUCACCAAACACAACACAUCCAUUCCUGCACACAGGUUUGCUGCCAUGGCACCUGAACAGUUUGCCACCCCCACAUGCCCUUCAAUUCCCCGGGCCUGGAGCUUCACUCACCUCUACCCCUUCCGGUCUCCCAUUCUCCUCUCCUCCAGACACAAUAGUCCAGCCUCCGACUGACCUUCUCAUCGCCUCAUCUUCGACCAUCUCUUCGCCGCAGUCUGAGCUCACCACCACCGAAGUUCGACCAGACUGUCCAUCCCAACGAAUAAUCCAGGCUCCGUUAUCCUGUCCACAACCGGUCUCGUCGAGGUCGCAGCACAUCUCGUUGUCGCCAGACUCCCUCGUCGGUCUCGAUGUUGCCUUGCCUCCGACCGAGCUGAGCUGCUGGGCUCUGACGAGGGCACUCAGACUCUCGGGUCUUGGCAGAGAGGCUGCCGCCAACGCUGCUCUCCUCCUCGACACAGCCAAUAGAGGCUUUUUCCCCCGAGUCGCCAACGACUCGAGCUUCGUCACCUCCGGUCUCGAGGCUGUCGGUGCCAUGGAAGAUUUGGAAAUUCUUGCUCGAACUGGCCCAAGAGACCGACACGAGUUGAGGCAGUCCUCUAGACUCUGCAAAGAUGUCACUGUUGCCAAUGCACUUAUUGCCUCUCCAAUCGCAUCCACAUUAUCCAAUUUAGAGGUGAAGUAUGGCAACAAGGCGGUUUUCAAUUCAAACACCAGCGACGACUCCAACUCAAGCAUUACUGAGCAGGCAAAUGCAAAAGCGACGGCCGAUUUGAUGGCAGAGCCAGACAAUGAAGACGAUGCCUAUUCCGAAGGCUACGAAGAGAGAGAAAACAGUACCGAGGUGAUCUCGCUGGAAGAAGAUGAUAGGCAGAAUCACCAUGGCAACAAUGGAAGCGGCGAUAUCGAAGAUUACGUAAUCACGACGUGCCCCAGUAGAAGCCUUCAAGAAGACCUUCAUACUUCGGAAACUACAGCGCUAAGUAAGAAAGCGGGCCUAGACAGGUGCACUCAACGCGACAAAGAGGUCUUUUGCAGUAGCGAGGCUGGAGCAAAGUCGGGUACUUGGGCUUCAUCUGGAGAUGAAGGCAUUUUGACAUGCACUAUGUUGCCAGGACGGAUACAGGCAAUCCAGACCACGACCAACAGUUUCCCUUCACACAGACCUCCCCUAACAGCCACAUGUCUAUAA